GGGGCGGCCCGAGGCCCCCUCCCCGCCCCUCCCCCAGGGUCCCAGGAACAAAGGCCGAGUGUUUGCUCAGAAUUCUACCCCUGGCGCAGGGAGGGGCACCUCGGUCCUCAAUCGCACCCCGCCCCGCGCCCUCCCCGCCCCCAGAUGGGGUUCCUGCUUUCCGGCGGGGUCGGAGGGGUGAUCCUGGGCGGGUUGCAAAGGCCAGGCCCUCCUCCUGAGCGCCAGGCCCCUAUACCUGACCCCUUUGGAGUGGGCCGGUUGGCAGCAGGAAGUGCCUGGGGGCGUCUGCCGGCCCGUCAUUUAUUGAAUGCCUGUUACUAUAUUUAAACGUCUGCGUGGCACCUACUGUGUGCCAGAGCAGAAGUGACAGGCGCACAAUGAAACUGUUUUCCACCAAACGCUUGGUCAGGGAGGCUCCGCUUGUCCAGAGAGGUUCCGGUGCCUGCGGGAGGUCACACAGCAGCUGCCAGUGUAGGUUGUGCAUCGGCGGCUUCUUGCUGUCAGGUGCUAGAGGCCCAGGCAGACCUGGUCCCAUUCUUGAAGCUUCCACACAUAAAAAGUUGAGUUCCAUAGGGUGACAACAGGGCCCUGAUGAAGAUACGGGGUGUGUCGGGGUGGGGGGUGUAGAGGCAGGGAGGUUCUGCAGGGGUCUUCGAUGAGGGCGUGAGCCGGUGUCCCAGGCAGAGAGAGGCCCCCAAUCCAGUGCUGGGAGCUGUACUUCCUGAACCCACAGCUCCGGGUCCAGUCCAGGGUGACAGUCUCCAGUGGGAGGAGUGGGGGUGGCUGAGCCGGGAGGCUGACCUCGCUGCUCAGGUGCCUUGUGCCGGCCGCUGCCCUGCUCCGGCUGCAGGGUUGAGGCUUGACUUGCUGGCUCAGCGUAUUCUGGCUCUGGCCUCCCCCCAGCCCCCAGCUUUGGGGGUUCUCCUCUCUGGCUUUUCUGCCUCCACCCUUGCCCUCACUCACUGCGGCCAGAGGGACCCUACGAAGACAUGCUCUGUUCCUUUGCUCCAAACUCUGUGUCCUGCUCACUAACACAAGAUUCCCAAUCUUAGAAUACCCUCCCCGCCCCCUGCCAACCCCCUUCCCGCCCUCCAGCUCUCCAGGCGUGGGCCCACCUCUGGACCUUUGCACAGGCUGGUGCUGCUGCCUGGCUUUCUUCCCCAGAUCUGCCCUGACCUUCUUAGCUCCUUCAAGCCGCCGUCUGUGUGGGGCCCCCCUGACGAGCCCGUAGCCCCCGAUCCCAGUCUCCAUCCCUAACUGUCAUGGCUCCAUGGGCAGACCUCUGCGUUUCUCUACACUCAGCACUAAGUUUGGUCUUUGGGGAGGAGGAGUUGGCCUUGCCCCCGCCUCCUGUGGUAUUCAGGCCACGGAAGAGUCCAGCACUCUCCUACUUGUCCACGUGCCGUGCUGGCGGCAAAGGGCGCUCUGCGUGUGCUUGUCCCCCUCAGCUCAGCAGGGCCCUGGGACCCCAGAGCCACAAUGAUGCCUGUCAUUAUUUUGCCACGCUUGUGGCUCCUGAAAGUGUCUUUGGAUCGAGAUGUGGAGUCCCUUGGUCUGCCCAGGGGUCUUCAGGCAUCUCCGCUCAGGGCCUUAACUGUGGUGUGUUCCUGGGCUCUGCGGCCGGCCUUAGAGCUAAGGGAGGGAGGUCUCUAAAAGGUGCUUGUGAGACACCUGCACAGGCUGAGCCCCGGGAAGGCUCCGGGGACAGCCUUGAGCAUGGUGGAGCCUGCUCAGUGCUCAGGGAACUCAGGUGUCCCGCGGUGCGUGCCCAUGAACGGUGCCAAGAGAGACAGAACGGAUGUUUCAUUCUGGGAGAGUGGGGCCAGGGCGGAUGCUCAGGAAGGCCAAUGGAGCUCAGGUUGGAGGGACGGCAGUCAGAGAGGUCUUGGGUGAGGACGUGUGCCGGGUUCCCGGUGCCGGGGAGGAGACAGGAGGCUGGAGAGAAGUGGAGAAGGGGAGGUGGUGGGCGAUGUGGGGUGGGGGCUGCGCGAUGGGUCUGGGAGGACCCGGGUGUUUAUCUGAGGAUGAUGGGGAAUCGCGAUGGGCUUUUAAGGGGGCAGCGGCCUCCCAAGUGUCAGGUUGGUGCGGAGGUGAGAAACCAGGGGUCCCAGGCAGUGGCCAGGGCCACGCGAGGGAUGCUGGGGCACGUAGCUGGGGGGAACCGCGUGGCCACUGGCUUCUCUCCCCUGCCCCCAGCCUCUCUGCCUUUUGCCAUCCUGACGCUUGUGAGCGCCCCGUAUAAGCGAGGGUUCUACUGUGGAGAUGACUCCAUCCAGUACCCCUACCGUCCAGACACCAUCACACACGGGCUCAUGGCUGGGGUCACCAUCACGGCCACCGUCAUCCUUGUGUCCGCCGGGGAGGCCUACCUGGUGUACACGGACCGUCUGCAUUCCCACUCCGACUUCAACACCUACGUGGCGGCCAUCUACAAGGUGCUGGGCACCUUCCUGUUCGGGGCCGCCGUGAGUCAGUCGCUGACGGACCUGGCCAAGUACACGGUCGGCCGGCUGCGGCCCAACUUCCUGGCGGUGUGUGACCCUGACUGGAGCCGCGUGAACUGCUCCGUGUACGUGCAGGCGGAGAGGGUGUGCAGGGGGAGCCCCGCCAACGUCACCGAGUCCAGGCUGUCUUUCUAUUCCGGACACUCCUCCUUCGGGAUGUACUGCAUGUUGUUCCUGGCGCUCUACGUGCAGGCCCGGCUCUGCUGGAAGUGGGCGCGGUUGCUGCGGCCCACGGUGCAGUUCUUCCUGCUGGCCUUCGCUCUCUACGUCGGCUACACCCGCGUGUCUGACCACAAGCACCACUGGAGUGAUGUCCUCGCUGGCCUCCUGCAGGGGGCGCUGGUGGCCGGCCUCACUGUCCGCUACGUCUCUGACUUCUUCAAGUCCCGGCCCCCACGGCGCUGCCUGGAGGAAGAGGACCUGCGGCGGAAGCCCAGCCUGUCCCUGACGCUGACCCUGGGUGAAGCUGGCCACAACCACUGUGGGUACCCGGUCUCCUCUUCCUGAGGCGGGGCCCCCGGCUGUGGGUCCAGCGGGGUAUCAGGCUGUGUUCGGGGUCCUGGCCGGGCUCUCCCCUGAGGUGGGGAGGGGGGGCUCUGGACCAGCUCCAGGGGCCACCCACCAACCCCACCUCCUGUGCGCUGGACCCACGGUCUGGGGGUGCACAGGGUGGCCCCAGCGUCGGGAAUGGGGACCCUGUGCCUCAGCUCCCUUCGAACCCCCUUUUCUUGGAGGAGAGGGGAACCGAGAGCUCCAGAUAGAUGCUGGUGCUGUAAGUGUAACGUAUCUGUGGACUUCAGUAAAGGAGAGUGUUGGAUGGA
This is a messenger RNA of Mustela erminea (ermine), 3325 nucleotides long. RefSeq names its product phospholipid phosphatase 2 (gene PLPP2). Gene Ontology annotation, molecular function: phosphatidate phosphatase activity. The transcript is spliced from 5 exons. The coding region runs from base 1263 to 3011 and encodes 582 amino acids. Gene Ontology annotation, biological process: phospholipid metabolic process; phospholipid dephosphorylation; signal transduction. Lineage: Eukaryota; Metazoa; Chordata; Mammalia; Carnivora; Mustelidae. The record is from RefSeq and is a predicted model, not a curated record.